Messenger RNA from Polistes canadensis, 2994 nucleotides. Its product is annotated as calcium-independent phospholipase A2-gamma-like. The record is from RefSeq and is a predicted model, not a curated record. NCBI's taxonomy places the organism in Eukaryota, Metazoa, Arthropoda, Insecta, Hymenoptera, Vespidae. The transcript is spliced from 9 exons. Gene Ontology annotation, biological process: arachidonate metabolic process. Gene Ontology annotation, cellular component: membrane. Bases 96 to 2054 code for a protein of 652 amino acids.
UCUCGUUUAUUUUUAUAUUAGAAAGACGUCGAUUGAUUUUGAUAUAUAUUUUUUCUUUUUCAUUGCUGAGAUUAAUUUUUAUUUUUUGUUAUUUGAUGUCGCUGUACAGUUCCAUUAGACAAUGUCAUCAAUGUAUUUCUUUGACAAGACAAUUAACAGAUAGCGCAGUACAUAGAGGUGCGCAGAGAAGUGUAAAAAAUUUGAAGAAAAAGUUUUUGUUGUCCAUAAGAAACAUAAGAAAGGAAGACAUGUCGAUGCAAAAUCAAUCAAAACUAUUAACACUAUUGAAAGAUUAUUUAAAUAAAUUUGGUUAUGAGAAAAGUCUUCAAGUUAUUUUAUCUAAAUAUUGGGUCGAACUGAUACAAAAGAUAGAAUAUACACAAGGAAAUACUAUUCGAAAAUUAUCAUUGGUCAACGUUCAAAAACAAUCAGAUAAAAUAUUAAAAGGAGAGGAAAGUAAAAUUGAAACAUCUAAGGAUCUUACUCUAAUGACAGAACAGGAAAAACAAUUCAAUGGAAAGACAAUCGAUAGUGAAAAGCUUAUGCAAAAAAUGAUAGAAAGAUCAACAUUUCAAAAGGAAGAUGUUAAGUUGAAUGCUUCUAAUGAUAAGUUCAAUUUGAAAGAGCAAUCUUACACAAUACCACAGAUUAUCACUGCUUUAAUUUUAAAAAUGACAAGUAGAACAAAAGAGAGUAGUUUAGUGGCUACGUCAAAGUGGAAAGUAAACAUUAACAGUAAUAUUCCAAAGCAUAGUAUUAUUUCUCGAACACGAUAUUUAUUGAAUAGUAUUGUAAUAGCUAAAUCGACUGCAUCAAAAUGGAGAAGAAUUGAAGAUUUAUUGACUCACAUUGAUCAGUAUCCAGAAGCUCGACAUUAUGCGAUUACGGAAGGAGCAUUAACCACUUUACUAAGAAUACGACAAAAAACUCAUGAUGAGCAAAUUAAAGCAUCUAUCAGAGAAUCAUUAGCAAUAAUGGGUUACGUUGAUCCUCCAAUUGGACGUGGAAUUAGAAUCCUUUCGAUAGAUGGAGGUGGAAUUCGAGGUUUACUAGUGAUACAAAUGUUGAAAAAAUUGGAAGAAUUAACUGGAAAAAAAACGCAUGAAAUGUUUGACUAUAUUUGUGGUGUUAGUACUGGAGCAAUUAUUGCCUCCACUUUAGUCGUACCAAAGGAAUCGGAUGAAGGUGGUCUUAAGAGGAAGUCGUUAGAUGAAAUUAAUGAACUGUACAAAGAUUUAAGUAUUAAAGUAUUUACGCAGAGUGCCAUAAAAGGAACAAGUAGCUUAAUGUGGAGUCAUGCGUAUUAUGAUACAGCGUUGUGGGAGAAAUUAUUACGAGAAACAAUAGGCGAUAAACUUCUCAUAAAAACAAAUCGUGAUCCAAAUGCUCCAAAAUUCUCUGCUAUAUCAGCUGUAGUUAAUCAUGAACGCGUAAUGGCAUAUGUAUUUCGAAAUUACACAUUGCCGCAUAAAGUUGAAAGUCAAUACAUGGGAUCGCAUAAACAUAGAUUAUGGGAAGCAGCAAGAGCCUCUGCAGCUGCUCCUAGCUAUUUUGAAGAAUAUAAACAUGGAGAAUGCCUUCAUCAAGAUGGAGGUAUACUAGUAAAUAAUCCGUGUGCAGUAGCAAUACACGAAGCUAAACGAUUAUGGCCAAAUAAUUCGAUUCAAUGUGUCAUUUCACUUGGCACUGGAAGGACACUUAAUAGAAUUUGUGAUAAUGAUUCCACGUCAGGAGAAGUAGCUAUUUCAAGUUGGAAAGAAAAAUUCUAUAAAAUAUUGGAUAGUGCUACUGAUACCGAAGCUGUGCACACAAUGCUGAACGAUCUUUUACCUAACCACAUAUACUUCAGAUUCAAUCCGUAUCUUACUGAAAUGUUAUCUAUGGUAGAAAUAAGACCAGACAAAAUAAAUCAAUUAGAGCAAGAUGCACAAAUAUAUAUACGUAGAAACGAAGAAAAAUUUGAAAAGGCUGCUGUUGUAUUAUCUCAAUCAAGAUCAAUUCAACAGAAGUUAUUAGAUUGGGUUACGUUACAAAAGAGAAUAGCUGGUUUUUAAAAUAAAUUAAUAAUAGCACUUAGCAUUCUAUAAAAAAUUACAUCUUCACGAAUAUUUAUUUUGAGUAAUGCAAAUGCUAUUCAUAAAUGUGACAAUUAUUUUACUUAACAAUUAUGAUUUUAUAAUCAUAUACUGUAAACAUUUAGUUUUCUAUAUAUAUAUGCUUAAAAGAAUAUAUUUGACAUAUUAUUACAAUAGAAAAUCUAUCUAUCGCUAAUAAUUUAAAUAUUAUUUAGUUAUCGUACCUAUCCAACUGUGAUACAUAUCUUUCAUGUAGACUUCGGUAGAAGAAAGUAUUAUUAAUAUAUAAAUAUUUUAUUUAUGUAUAUGUACAAAUAAUAUAGAUAUACAUACAUACAUAAAAUUAUACAUCCAAUAUUUAAUAAUUAAGGAAAUUUUUCAAUUUUUAAAUGACAUAAAUGAAUAUAUUAAAUUAUAUUUUAAUUAUAUUAAAAUAACAAAAUUGCGUGUUAAUUUGUUUAUAUUGUAUUUUUUUAAAUGUUUUAUUUAACUAUAUUUUACAUAAAAGUUGUAAUGUACUCUUGUAAUAUACAGGUUGUCUCACAAAGUCGCUUUACUAAGAAAAGAAAAGAAAAACUAAAAACUAAUACUGAUUAAUUAAAGAAUUACAAUAUUGUGUUUUUUGUUUAAAAUCAUAUAAUUCUAGUUAAUUAUUCCAGUAUUAGUAGAAUAGAAUGGUUUCACGAUGCUAAUAAUAAAUAUCUGAUGGAAAAACAUUGUAUAAUUUUUCAGUUUGAUAAAGCGAAUCUUGGAGCAUCCUGUAUAUAUAUUGUUGUUUGCUUAUAUUUGGAUUUGGUAACUAUUUUUAUUAGAGAAGUAUUAUUAAUAUGAAUAUUUAAUGAUUAAAGAAACUUUUCAAUUUUUAACUGACAUAAAUGUAUAUACUAAAUUAUAUUAUAAUUGUAUCAAAGUAACAAAA